CCGCGCUGUGUUUUUUCACUCCGCUUCUUUUUUCCCGCCGUCUGACGACCGAGCUCUGCAGUGAUGAUGGAGGUGAUGGAAUUGCCCAAGGCGCGCAUCAACGCCAGCAUGCUAGCUCAGUUCAUCGACCGGCCUGUUUGCUUCGUAGGGAGGCUGGAAAAGAUUCAUCCCUCUGGAAAAAUGUUUAUUCUCUCAGAUGGAGAGGGGAAAAGUGCAACUAUUGAGUUGAUGGAACCUCUUGAUGAAGAAAUCACUGGAACUAUAGAAGUAGUUGGAAGAGUAACAGCCAAGGCAACCAUUAUGUGUGCGUCUUAUGUCCAGUUUAAAGAAGACAUCCAGCCUUUUGAUCUUGGACUUUACAAUGACGCUGUGAAAAUUAUCCAUGAAUUCCCUCAGUUUUUUCCUUUGGGGGUUGUUCAAACUGAUUGACCUUGCUUGCAAAUGAGCUACACUGAAGACUCUUAGGAGCCUGUAUUUGAGGGAGAGAUUCCUGUUGUUUUUAAUAUUUAUUAUGUUCUCUUUAAUUUCAUUUACUACCUUUAUUAGAUAUUCCAGUAUGCCAUUUGUAAUGGAACUGGUAUGUUGACAGUUCUCACCUACAUCCUCAUAAAGAAUUGCGUCUUUGCCCUAUGGUCAGAUCAGAAGCCAAAACAAAGCAGUUGUUUGAGUUUAGUUUUCUAUUUUGUUAAUAAAAGUUCGAACGGUACAUACUAUUUGUCAUGUUAUUUUUUUGA
Molecule: messenger RNA, 734 nt
Organism: Pteronotus mesoamericanus
Lineage: Eukaryota; Metazoa; Chordata; Mammalia; Chiroptera; Mormoopidae
Gene: RPA3
Product: replication protein A3
Exons: 4
Coding region: 64-429 (121 amino acids)
Biological process (GO): base-excision repair; mismatch repair; nucleotide-excision repair
Cellular component (GO): nucleus; DNA replication factor A complex; site of double-strand break
Molecular function (GO): single-stranded DNA binding; damaged DNA binding
Source: RefSeq, a predicted model, not a curated record